GCAGCUUACGUACGUAGUCUUUCCAUCGAUUACCUUGAGAGCUGUUGGCCGUAGCAAUGGCGGUGCGUGCUGGUGUGCUCUGGGUGGGCAUUCUCUGCUUGCUGGCCAUCUUGGCGUCGGCGCAAUACCCGUCCUCCCCAAGCUCCCCGGGCUCCUACCCGUCUCCGGGCUCCCCGGACGGCAACGAGGGGGAGGGGGAUGCCGUCCCCCCAAGGAACGUCACGUGCAAGGACACCGACGGGAAGCGGCCGGGGUGCACGAGCACCUGCCCCGACCGCUGCCCCCAGCAAUGCAUCGUCCUCUGCCCCGACUGCAAAACAUUCUGCCACGACGAGGUAAGGCCAGCGAAGCCCGUGCCACCACCGGCUAUGUUCGUGUUCGGAGACGGGGCUUUGGACGUGGGCAACAACGCAUACUUGCCCAAGACUGAAACGGAGGAGGGGUACCCCCCUCAGGUCUCCAAAUCCAGCAGCGGCAGGUUCAGCAACGGGGCCAACUUGGCUGACACCGUCGCGACAUCUAUGGGCUUCCAGCAGAGCCCUCCGGCUUACAUGUCGCUCAAGGGUGGGCUCAACAUGUGGGGAGCCAACUACGCCUCAGCGGGUGCCGGUAUUAAAAUCUCCACUAACGGAGAGUGGUCUAUCUCGUUGCCGAAGCAGCUGGAGAAAUUUAAGGUGACCAGAGCCCAGAUGGAGGACAAGCUGGGCGGCGACGCAAAGAUGCGUGAGCUCCUUUCGAAGUCCGUCUUCCUCAUUAGCAUCGGUGGCCAGGACCUGGAUCCAAGAUGGAACGUCGAGUCCGGAUAUCCACGGGCGCAGACCGAGCUCCAGUAGCUCACGGCCCUGUACGGGGAGAUCAUCACGUCCCUCUAUGACAUGGGCGCCAGAAAGCUGGCAAUCGUCAACGUCGGCCUCAUCGGUUGCAUGCCACCUCCCUACAGGUAUGAGUGUGACCAGAGCCUGAACGACAAUGCCACCUCGUUCGAUGCGGCCCUGAAGCCUCUAAUGGCUGGCCUCGCAUCCAAGAUGUCGGGCCUGUCCUACUCCAUCGGCGACUUCUACGGCUUCACCACCGCCGUCUUUGCGAACCCAUCAAAUUAUGGGCUGGUGAAUACCCGGGACUCCUGCAGCGAAUGGGGCUACCCGGACUGGACGUACUGCUACAACCCAGACGCUUACUGGUUCUGGGACCCGGAGUUCAUGACAGAUAGGGCCGCCAAGUUGACAGCCGCUGCGUUUUACUACGGUCCACCCCAAUUUACAUUUCCAAUUACCUUUAAGGCUCUGCUGGAGAAAAAAUAAUUUCCUCUUGUCGUAUUUUAGUAGUAGUAUGUACUGUAUUUGUUUCCACCGCACAUGGGCUAUGGGAGCAACAGAAAUAUGCAAUAAGUAUGCCAUGCAUGAAGAAUAAAAUAGGUUAUUCCGACCUUUCUAUCUAUAUAGGAGUAUUAUAUUAUUAAAGAUUACUCCUAGAGUACUAAUCUUCUUUGUGCUAGUAUCUACAGCCCAAGUUGACCAAGAAAAUUAUCUUGAUGACCAUGAAUGCACGGUUAACCGUAGCAUAGAUUUUUCGAACCACGGGAGCAAAGGUUGAGCAUGACUAGCAGUAUUUUCACCUGAGUCAUCACAUGGAAAUAGCUUACUACUAUCACCCCUCUAUGAGAUAACGAGAAUAACACAUCGAGGACGAAUUUCGUAGAACCAAAAUUUUGGUUAAG
This is a messenger RNA of Hordeum vulgare subsp. vulgare (domesticated barley), 1717 nucleotides long. RefSeq names its product GDSL esterase/lipase At1g29670-like. The transcript has 5 exons. Gene Ontology annotation, molecular function: hydrolase activity, acting on ester bonds. NCBI's taxonomy places the organism in Eukaryota, Viridiplantae, Streptophyta, Magnoliopsida, Poales, Poaceae. Bases 57 to 833 code for a protein of 258 amino acids. The record is from RefSeq and is a predicted model, not a curated record.